AUGGCGGUUGCGAGGACCGCGCCCGAACACCUAGGACCAGAACGCGCGGCGAACGAGGCGCAGACGGACGAGAAUGAACAGAAAGGUGUCGAUUACUGGCUCCGCGACUUCUGCGAUGCGGGUGCUGCCGCGUACACCGGAUACAUCGAUAUCGAGGCGCGGCACCUCUUCUUCUACUUCUUCGAGAGCCGGCGCGACCCCGGGAGGGACGACGUCGUGUUCUGGACGAGCGGCGGUGCGCCCGCGUCGCUUGCUCUCCGCAGGGGCUGUGUGGUAGGCCCCGGGUGCUCCGCCGCGCUGGGCCUGUUCAUGCAGCUCGGUGCGCCCCGUCCGCGCGACAUGAGCAAGAAGUGCGCGGGCGCGUACGAGGAGACGAUUGCGCUCUUUCCACUCGUGUCUGUGCAUCUACUGACAUUUGACGGGGACAUCGCGGCGUACCUCUCCCACGCGCAUACCCGCGCCGCCCUGGGCGUGGACCCGCGCGCCCCCCCUCCCUUCUCCGAAUGCGCGCCCUCCGUUAUAUCCGCGUUCGCCGCCGCGCACGACGCGCUGUACCCGCCGACCGCCGCGCUGCUGGACCGCGGCGUCCGCGUGCUCGUGUACGCCGGCGCGAACGACAUUGUGUGCAACUGCGUCGGGAACGCGCGGUGGGUAAGUGAAUUAGACGGCCGGGGGCGGGGAGUGGAGGGCGGGGGCGUGGAGGGAGUGGGUGGUUCAUGGGAGGGUGGCGGGACGGACGAGGGGCGAGAGCAAGGGGGGGCUGGUGUUCGCGACUGUGGCGGGGGCGGGGCAUAUGCGCCGUGCGAUAAGCCCGCGGAGUGGAUGGCAGGCGAGGUGUAG
Molecule: messenger RNA, 840 nt
Organism: Gloeophyllum trabeum ATCC 11539
Lineage: Eukaryota; Fungi; Basidiomycota; Agaricomycetes; Gloeophyllales; Gloeophyllaceae
Exons: 5
Coding region: 1-840 (279 amino acids)
Biological process (GO): proteolysis
Molecular function (GO): serine-type carboxypeptidase activity
Source: RefSeq, a predicted model, not a curated record